Messenger RNA from Mucor velutinosus, 1224 nucleotides. Its product is annotated as Chitin synthase, class 3. The coding region runs from base 1 to 1224 and encodes 407 amino acids. The transcript is spliced from 2 exons. The record is from RefSeq and is a predicted model, not a curated record. Lineage: Eukaryota; Fungi; Mucoromycota; Mucoromycetes; Mucorales; Mucoraceae.
AUGCAGAAUCAUCAAAGAUCGCCCAUGUUUGAUUUCAAUAGCAACAGUUCUAGUAGCUUCCAUCAGCAGUAUCGAUAUGGCAAUAUACUGAAUGACGCUGUCGUUGUAGCUGCCAAUACCAGCAACCUAUCGGAGGAAGAAGACCCAUUGCCGUCAUUUGAAGAGUUUCAAGGCAUUAUCAAUGACUAUCUUCAGAAUUUGAGCCCCAAGAAAAGAGACAAGGCGCUUGUGGAUCAUGCUCGUUACUGCCUUAUACAAGAAGUGCUCAAGAAUCCUAGAAAUACGUCAAUUUCAACAGCUCAGUUCAGGUUCUGGGUAAAGAAAAUGUUUCAACUACAGCCUGGCUCGUAUGAUUUGGUUUGCCAUGACAACAAGCCUGUUGCUAUGAGAGAGCAGAUUUACGACAUUUUAGUGAAUGCUCACAAAGAAGCCCAUCAUGGUGGCAGAGAUAAGACAUCAGCUAUAGUCAGAAAUCAAUUCUCCUGGAUUCCUAAAGAAUUGGUUGCCAGAUUUGUACGCCAAUGUCCCACAUGCAUCAGCAGAAGAAAUGGGAGUCAAUCAUUGAGUGCGUACACAUCCAAGACAUCAAGCCCUCGUAUAGACUACUCGGCCCCAUCGUCCGCUUUCACCUAUGACAUGGCUGCUGCUGCUGCUGCUGCUGCUGCUGCCGCUUCUGCUACAACACCUACCUUGCUCUAUACACCUUCUUCUAAAGCCGAGAGCGACAUGUCUACCUCACCAUCCACCACAGAUAACACAUUUAAGCGAUCUCCCAAUAGCAACAAUUACAAUAUAAUAAGCCCCUCACCUCCCAGCAAGCGCCCAUUCUUUGGCCAGGAUGGCUUAUAUGAUACCACUAGCGGCGACCAUUUUGCUCUAGAUUAUCCUACACAUAUGUCUCCUACUACUGGCAAUCGUUCACCUUAUUAUCGCCGUCGUUCAUCUGCUCAAACACCUCAGCUGACACCGCCUUCGCAACCUGAGUUUGUUAGCUAUACUACUUUUACUGCUAAUACGCCUUCCUACUACAAGACAAUGAUAAGCUCAUACCAGCGCCAACCUAUGCUUGAACCCAGUGCAAGCACACUUGCUGGUUCUAAUGACUUUUCUUCUUCUGCUGCCGUUAUUGUUGCUACUCAAUCGCCCACAUCCGAUGCUAUUUUUGCAAUGGAUCGAUCUACUAGCAUCUUAUCCCAUAAUACAGAUACUCCAUCAUCGAUCUAA